Raphanus sativus (radish) is the source of this 870-nucleotide messenger RNA. Its product is annotated as coatomer subunit zeta-2. Gene Ontology annotation, biological process: intracellular protein transport; retrograde vesicle-mediated transport, Golgi to endoplasmic reticulum; intra-Golgi vesicle-mediated transport. Lineage: Eukaryota; Viridiplantae; Streptophyta; Magnoliopsida; Brassicales; Brassicaceae. The transcript is spliced from 7 exons. The coding region runs from base 137 to 691 and encodes 184 amino acids. Gene Ontology annotation, cellular component: COPI vesicle coat. The record is from RefSeq and is a predicted model, not a curated record.
UCCCCAAUUCAGAUCUAGACCAAGUCUUUAAACGACAAAGCGAACGGCUUCAGUGUAACAAUUCAUAUCAAAUCCAUCGAGCUUCGAGACGAAUCUGCUUGUGGGAUCUCAAAGAUCAACUGGAGAGAACUCAACAAUGUCAGGCUUUCACGGGACUCAUGAUUCAUGUCCUUUGGUGAAGAACAUUCUUCUUCUAGACUCUGAAGGGAAGCGUGUGGCUGUCAAGUAUUACUCCGAUGACUGGCCUACUCAUGCUGCCAAGUUGACUUUCGAGAAGUAUGUCUUCUCCAAGACCUCUAAGACCAAUGCUCGCACUGAAGCUGAGAUCACAUUGUUGGACAGUAAUAUCAUUGUCUAUAAGUUCGCCCAGGACCUUCACUUCUUUGUUACUGGAGGCGAAAAUGAAAAUGAGCUCGUCUUGUCUUCGGUUCUUCAAGGCUUUUUCGAUGCUGUUGCGCUUCUUCUGAGGAACAAUGUGGAAAAGAUGGAGGCUCUUGAGAACUUGGAUCUCAUCUUUCUAUGCCUGGAUGAAAUGGUCGAUCAGGGGGUGGUUCUUGAAACAGACCCUAACGUCAUUGCGGGGAAAGUAGCAAUGCAGAGCACAGAAGCUAGUGGUUCACUCUCUGAACAGACAUUAACUCAAGCACUGGCAACAGCUCGGGAACAUCUGGCAAGAAGUCUGCUUACAUAAGUUUCCUCAUAUGCAUUGCAUGCCCACUUCCAACUUCUAUGAAGAGUACCUUUCAUGGGAUUUGUCUCCGGGUUUUAUAAUCUUGUAAUAAUGAUGUGUGCAAAUGCUGGAAUAUUUUUGAAGACCGGAUAUUGCAGUAUGAAGACUUGUUUCUUUACUUAAAAAUAUUUUCUUUACUU